Messenger RNA from Salvelinus fontinalis (brook trout), 1854 nucleotides. It is a transcript of the gene sdf2l1, whose product is annotated as stromal cell-derived factor 2-like 1. The record is from RefSeq and is a predicted model, not a curated record. The transcript is spliced from 3 exons. NCBI's taxonomy places the organism in Eukaryota, Metazoa, Chordata, Actinopteri, Salmoniformes, Salmonidae. Bases 93 to 752 code for a protein of 219 amino acids.
UGAUUGGUUUACAUAAGCACUACUGUUUGAAAGUGCCUUGUCCUCUCGCGCUAUAUCCUCUCGCUCUCGAUUAUGUCCAUAGACACAGAACAAUGGGAUUAAUUUACACUCUCCGCGUUUUAAUCAAAUCAUUUUUGGUCGUUCUUUUGUGGUCCAAAUGCGAGGGUCGGGACUCGGAGUUUAACUACGUCACCUGCGGUUCGCUCGUGAAAUUGCUGAACACGAGACACAACGUUCGGCUGCACUCCCAUGAUGUAAAAUACGGCUCAGGCAGUGGGCAGCAGUCUGUGACGGGCGUCGAGAGUGCAGAUGAUGCCAACAGUUACUGGAGGAUUCGGGGGAAGCCCAACGGGACCUGCCAACGCGGCGUGCCCAUCCAGUGUGAUCAGGCCAUCCGCAUCACUCACAUGACCACGGGACGCAACCUCCACACACACCACUUUAGCUCGCCGCUGUCCAACAACCAGGAGGUGAGUGCGUUUGGUGAGAACGGCGAGGGGGAUGACCUGGACGUGUGGAGGGUGCAGUGUGACGGCUCCAUCUGGGAGCGGGACGAGGCGGUGCGCUUCAAACACGUCGGCACCGGCGCCUUCCUGAGCGUGACGGGCGAGCAGUACGGCAACCCCAUCCGCGGGCAGAGGGAGGUGCACGCCAUGGGCACUGCCAACCAGAACAACUACUGGAAGGCUAUGGAGGGUGUCUUCAUUCAGCCCAGCCAAGAACCGCUGAGACACCAUCACGAAGAGCUCUGACGACAUCAUCACGACGAGCUCUGAUGACAUCAUCACGAAGAGCUCUGACGACACCAUCACGAAGAGCUCUGACGACAUCAUCAAGCUAAUGAGACACCAUCACGAAGAGCUCUGACGACAUCAUCAAGCUAAUGAGACACCAUCACGAAGAGCUCUGACGACAUCAUCAAGCUAAUGAGACACCAUCACGAAGAGCUCUGACGACAUCAUCAAGCUAAUGAGACACCAUCACGAAGAGCUCUGACGACAUCAUCAAGCUAAUGAGACACCAUCACGAAGAGCUCUGACGACAUCAUCAAGCUAAUGAGACACCAUCACGAAGAGCUCUGACGACAUCAUCAAGCUAAUGAGACACCAUCACGAAGAGCUCUGACGACAUCAUCAAGCUAAUGAGACACCAUCACGAAGAGCUCUGACGACAUCAUCAAGCUAAUGAGACACCAUCACGAAGAGCUCUGACGACAUCAUCAAGCUAAUGAGACACCAUCACGACGAGCUCUGACGACAUCACAAUGAGGGCAUCAGACAUCGUCACAUAAUAUUGCGCCUAGGCUUCGUCUGAAAUGGAACCCUAUUCCCUAUUCUAUAAUAUAUACCCACAUGACUCUGAUCAAAAAUAGUGCACUAAAAUAGGGAAUGGGGAGCCAUGUCAGACACAGUCCAAGUCGACUGCAGGAUGACACUGAUGCAGCUAACUGGGUCAAGAUGACGCCUAUGACUUUAUGACAUUCUUUUGUAUACCCGUUCCCCAACCGGGAACAACGUUGAUGACUAUUGACUACUGACUAUAGGCUUACAUUAGGAGCAUCAGGCUCUGUGCAGUCAGUCUCUGUGCAGUCAGUCUCUGGUGACGUGAUCAGACGGGGAGAUGAGAAGGUUGUCUGACAAUGAGAAUCAGUUGACGUUUUUUGAAUUUGACACAUCUCUGGGAACAAAAAUGGGGUUGAAGAAUUUGGCUUUGUUUAGUUUGAGGGAGAUAUCAGAGGUAUUAGCACCUGAAAUCUAAGGGAACCACUGCCAUUUCCAGGUGAAUGUACUGUGCCUGUCUACUCCUUAGCGACCGACUGCAUACAUCCUGAUGCUAAUAAAAACAUUGUCUUGA